Melitaea cinxia (Glanville fritillary) is the source of this 1542-nucleotide messenger RNA. RefSeq names its product 4-hydroxybenzoate transporter PcaK-like. Gene Ontology annotation, molecular function: transmembrane transporter activity. Gene Ontology annotation, biological process: transmembrane transport. Lineage: Eukaryota; Metazoa; Arthropoda; Insecta; Lepidoptera; Nymphalidae. The record is from RefSeq and is a predicted model, not a curated record.
AUGGGUGUUUCUGAGGAAGACACGGUUACUUUAGAUGAAGCCCUCAACCGAGCAGAUGUCACGUUUCCAAUCAUUAUAACUAUAAACACAUUUUUUAUUAUUGCAGGUUUUGGCUUAUACAGCUGCUUCUUAUUAUCUCUGACGGGUCUCACAGUGAUCGCAUUAGUAUGUACGGCUUAUGGCACCACGAUAAUCGUACCAACUAGUGCUUGUGAAUUGAUGACCACAAGCGCCCAAAGAGGUUUCCUGGCCGCGGCUCCGGUUAUAGGCUUAAUCAUUGGAAGUGUGUUUUGGGGCUACCUCGCCGAUGUUUUUGGUCGAAGAUUAAUGCUAAUUUUAUCUUUGGCCUCAGCGGCGACUGUCAACGCACUUGCCAGCAUUUCUGUUAACUGGAUCAUGCUUAUAAUUCUGCAAUUCCUUGCUACUGUUUUAGCAUCGGGUCAAUAUCCUAUGGCUAUAACCUUACUUAGUGAAAGUGUUCCUAUGUCAAAACGAAAUGUAGCCGUCUUAAUUGUCGCUAGUAUAUUUCUCUUAUCUCAAGGAAUACUGGCAGUCCUGGCUAUACCAAUCAUUCCACUUACCUUCUCCUAUGAGCUAACUACUUUAGGUAUCUACUGGAAUUCCUGGCGGACUUUACUUUUAGUAUACUCAGCGCCCAGUAUUAUUUGUGCAAUGUGGCUAUUUUUCAUGUGCGAAAGUCCGAAGUUUCUUUUCGUUAAGGGUCGGGAGACUGAAGCAACAACCGUUUUGAAGAAAAUCCAUAAAUUAAAUCAUUUGAGCUCAAAGGAGGAGCUAAAUGUCAAAUGCUUACGGCUUGAAGCUUCAUCUAACACAGGUUCAAAAUCUACUAAAACUCAAUUUUUGCCGUUGUUUAAAUCACCGUUACUUAAGAGCACAAUUAUUCUAUCUUUGCUUUAUAUAUUUCAACAAGUCGGAGCAUUCGUUUGGCUGCCAACAAUUUCCAACCGAUUCGUAGAAAUAGUAAACACCGGAGAAGGCUCAAACCUAACUCUUUGCGCUAUUCUUAAAGAAAGUAUAAAUGCUCCACCUGAUCCAGAUGAAGUGCCUUGUUCGUUGAAUGAAACGUCCCUUCUGAUCGUGUUUGCUGUCGCCGUCGUUAAGUCUAUGACGAACGCUUUCAUAAGCAUAAUAGUAAACCGUGUCGGUCGACGCAACAUGGUAAUCAUCGUGACAGCGUUGUGCGGUGUGAGUGGCAUCAUUUCCAAUCUCGUACCAAACGCCAUCGGCAGCGCUGUACUAUUUUUCAUUUUCCUCAUCGGCAUCGUGACAUCGGGCUUAUACACAGCCAUGGCUGUCGCCUAUUUUCCGACUUAUCUCAGAACACUGGCGUUGGCAUUUUUGAUGACGGGAGGUCGUAUAGGCUCGUUUGUGUCAGUACAAAUCCUCAACAUUCUACUGGAAAACAAUUGUGAACUUAGCUUCUAUUUAUAUUCAGCUCUAUUUGCAUCUUCAGCUAUAAUCGCGGCGUUUCUUGCUGAUGAUCGGAUUCCGCAGAAGAUAAUGGAAACAACUACUUUCUAA